GCAGAUGCUUUGAAGGAUACUCUGCUUGCUGGAGGAGUUACGAUCGAGAAUCUCGAGAUUCUUAUCAACACCGGCCUUCAGCAGCAGCAGCAGCAGUAUGGUGCCGCCGUGGAAUAUACCCCGCCAUCGCCAGUCACCCCACAGCAGUCGGACACCGAGUCCUUUGUUACUCCGGCUAGGGAUAAUGCGGGAAUGGCAAGGGAUCUGCACGAUGACCACCACAGUGGUCAGUAUGGCAAUCAGAAUGGAAGGAGAUACUCUCAUAGAAACGGGAAUGGGAAUGGGAACGGAAACGAACACGGGCGUGGUGCGGCGAAGCAAACAUCCAACAAUCAUGCGUCGCAAAACGAGACUCUGGAUAGCAACACCAACGGCUUUAGCGUUCAGGGAGGGGUUGGAGGGGGAGGCAAGUUGAGAAGAACUCUUUUCAUUACCGGCAUUCCAAAAGAUGCCGAGUACUGCGAUUUGGUGGGGGUUAUUCGCGGGGGUCCUAUUGUCGAUGUGUGGAUGAACAACAGCGAUCGUUGUGCUUCCGUCUCAUUCGUAGACCCUGUGGAUGCAGAGACAUACUUUCGCUAUGCGAAGAGGAACGACAUCUACAUCAAAGGCCGCCGAGUCGAAAUCAAGUGGCGCGAAAAUGCCAGGCAGUUUGUCAUCCUGCGGAACAUCGCGCGUCAGAUCCAGCAUGAUGGCGCGUCGCGUGUUCUGAGGAUCCGCAAUCCCCCCUCGUCCCUAACUGAAGAACGUCUCCGCGAGGAUCUCGAUCAUAUCGCGAACCUUCGGGUCGAGAAGAUUGAGCGUAUCGAAGGCGACCUCCAGUGCAACCUCAACUCCAUCUGUGCCGCCUUGUUCGCCAAGACUUGUUUGCGUUCCAGAGCCUACUACAAGGGAUCCAAGAUUGAGUUCGGCGUCGACGAGUGUUCGAAACCCCUUUCUGAUCCGAAGGCUUACCAUCACCCCGAGGCCCGCCAAAAGUCGAGUCCCCCGCAGCAGCAGCAGCGCCAGCAACAGCAGCAGCAGCAGCGCCGUCCUAAUAGGUUCGAUGUCUUAUACGCCGAGGAUGGAGGAGAGGAACUUGCCGACGUGGACGGUGACGAUGGCGAGUCUAUCUGUACCUUCACCCAGGAUGACGAUGAUGAAAUAACCAACCUCGCCGAGGCUACCGAUGUCGGUAACUGGGCCGAUAGCACUGCUGCCGAGAGAUCAGGUGGUGCCUAUCUCCGCAACUACUGGUAGGGGGUUUCCUCUGGCUUGUGCCAUGGAGUGCAGACGAUAUCCUAUCACUUCUAUAUUUUCGGAUAUUGGGGUGUCUCGGGAUGUGCGGACUUGUUUGCUGCUUUAGGGUACUGCCAUUUUCAAUGUUUCAUCUUUUGUUUCUCACGUGCCAGAAUUGUCAUUUUUACAGCCCGGUUUCUUCCUUUUUCUUCUUUUUUAUUUGUUUGUCUCUGG
Molecule: messenger RNA, 1449 nt
Organism: Tricharina praecox
Lineage: Eukaryota; Fungi; Ascomycota; Pezizomycetes; Pezizales; Pyronemataceae
Exons: 5
Coding region: 193-1236 (347 amino acids)
Molecular function (GO): RNA binding
Source: RefSeq, a predicted model, not a curated record